Contarinia nasturtii (swede midge) is the source of this 2795-nucleotide messenger RNA. RefSeq names its product cholecystokinin receptor type A-like. Gene Ontology annotation, cellular component: membrane. Gene Ontology annotation, molecular function: neuropeptide receptor activity. The transcript is spliced from 8 exons. The coding region runs from base 965 to 2560 and encodes 531 amino acids. The record is from RefSeq and is a predicted model, not a curated record. Lineage: Eukaryota; Metazoa; Arthropoda; Insecta; Diptera; Cecidomyiidae. Gene Ontology annotation, biological process: neuropeptide signaling pathway.
CUUCGCACAUCUCACAUUGUACGCUGGCCGUGUUCGAAGUUUUGAAUUGAAACGAAUCGAGAAAAAAGGAAAAUAACGCAACCUCAAAGCCGUUGAAACGAAUCUUUUGUAAAUGAAUUUGCUCUUUUGAUUCGUUUAUGCUAUUAUCGGAUAUAAGAAGAAGUGAAUAAAAGUGGACGCACAUGAAUUUUGAUCGUCACAAAGUUAACGUGUUUAAAUUGAUACCAAAUAAAUAAGUUACUGUGUUAUUUGAUAUUGUGUUUGUGGGUGAUCGCGUGCAUCAUUAUUUAUUCAUGUAGCUUUUUAGUUCCUGUAUCAUCAACUGACCAACAUCGAACACAAAUGACGUUGUUAAUUUGAUUAAAUUCGAUGAUAAGAAGUAAUUCCAUUUGCUUUUCGAAACUUUGAGGGCAAAAUAAUCACUUGUGCGUGCAUUAAUUGCAACCAAAAAGAUAACAAUCAAAGCGAUUACUAUUAUUAAAACCAUAUUAUAUUCAUUUUGAAUCAAUGCCAUAAAUACUAUGUGUAGGGACAAUCAUCAAUACAUGUAAUAGCAUCGGAUUUAAUUAACAUUAAUUAUCCAAGUGGAACAUUCAAACAGAGCAAAGAGCAUAGUUUUGUUGAAAUUCAUAGGCAACGAACACACACAUUUACAGGGAAAACGUCGGGAUCAAAUUCGUACAACAUUUUGAAGAGUUCCGAAUUUGUGCACUUGUUUCGACCGCAAAUACACUUGCACUGUUGCCAUCAAUUCUGCAACCAAACAGACGAACCAACGAACGAAUGAAACGAAACUUGCCAACGAUACGAAACUAAAACAUUUGCAACAUGUUGUAUGAACACCGCGUACAAUUUAUGUGCGAGUAAUUUUGAUGGAUUCUCGUCUCUGAGGUUUAAUACGAGCGAUACAGAGAGCGCGCGACAUCAAAACCAGAGAGAAAGUUAGGAAAAUACAUAAAAAGCGAUGACGCCAAAUGAGACUGCAACUUUUAUUCCAUUUUUACAAAACGUCACCUGGUCGAACGAUAAUAAUGAAACGUUCUAUCGUGCAUCAUCCGUUUUGCCUCAACACCACCUUCAACAACAAUAUUUAUCCACAAACGGUGUUAGCAGCAGCAAUAGUAUACCGACAACCGCUGCAACAACAACAACAACCAUGAUUGCAACGACACCAAAUGUUACUACAAAUAAUGCAACGGCCAACUCAUUGGCGGAUUUGCUUUCGAGUGCAAACCUUCAAAUACCUUUAUACGCAACAAUUCUGUUAUUAGCAAUAGUUGGAAAUACACUGGUUAUUAUGACACUGGUGCAAAAUCGUCGAAUGAGAACCAUAACAAAUGUAUUUUUAUUAAAUUUAGCCGUUUCGGAUAUCCUCUUAGGCAUUUUUUGUAUGCCAUUCACACUCGUUGGCACACUUUUGCGGGACUUUGUAUUCGGCGAAUUGAUGUGCAAACUGUUGCCGUAUUUACAAGCUUCAUCGGUAUCCGUUUCAGCAUGGACACUGGUUGCAAUCAGUGUGGAGCGCUUUUAUGCCAUUUGUCAUCCACUAAAGAGCCGACGUUGGCAAACCCUAAGCCAUGCAUACAAGUUAAUAGUAUUAAUUUGGUGUGGCAGCUUAUUGUUUAUGUCACCGAUUGCAGUGCUUAGUCGUCUCAUUCCGACCAGUCAAGGUCAUCAUAAAUGCCGUGAAGAUUGGCCGGAAAAUUCAAGCAAUUAUGAGCGUGCAUACAAUCUAUUUCUCGAUGGAAUUUUAUUAGUAGUGCCCUUGAUUAUGCUGGCAGCAACAUAUUCGCUAAUCACACAAACACUGUGGCAGGGGAUGCGCACCGAAAAAGUAUUGAAAAAACAUCUUGCCUUUGAUUCAACACAAUCAUCUAAUAAUUUAGUUGAGGUGUACAUAAAUUCGCAAGGAACGCCAAGCACAAGAUGUCCAUCAAGUUGUCAUCAUCAAUCACGUGAGAAUAUCUCAUGGCAUCAAAUACGAGGAAAUUGUUCGCACGAAUCAUCCAUGGUGAUAACCUCAUCGGCAAAAAAGCACAGCCCAGGCCUACGAAGGACCAAUGCGGAAAAGAGCCUGCAAAAUAAAAAGCGUGUCAUUCAAAUGUUGUUCGUUGUUGUGUUGGAGUUUUUCAUUUGCUGGACACCACUUUACAUCAUCAAUACGAUAGCGUUAUUCAAUCCCCAGAUUGUCUACCAAACACUUGGCUACACAACAAUCACAUAUUUUCAAUUGCUUGCGUAUUCAAGCAGCUGCUGCAAUCCCAUCACGUACUGUUUCAUGAAUAGAGGCUUUCGAAAAGCAUUUUUGAAUUUAUUCCGAUGUUUUAAACGUUUCCACGAACCGAGACGAAUGAGUAUCGGCGGUGUUGGUGCACCAAGUGCAACUGUGAUCGUCGGCAAUGGUGCCACACAAUACAGCGAAUCCGAAGUACAAAGAUUCCAAACACAAAGAGCAAGACCAGAUUGUGGCACAGAAUUGAAUGUCUUGAAUUACAUGCAUUCAGUUAAGCAAUCAACAACACCGACCAGCUUUAGUAAAUCAAUUAACAAUGAUUCGUAGCUAUAAUAUAAAUUAACAUUUUAAAAUUGUUGAAAAAUUAAUCAAAUAAAACGCUAUCUUCGACGAUACAACAUUUUUCUUCUUUCGUUUUUGACGAACGCGAUUUUCUUUUUAUUUUCCAUGAUAAACAACAUUUAUAUUGAUGUGAUGUGAAGUACUAAUAAGGUAGCGUUUCAUCGAAACGAUACAGGUAACAGCUUAACUGUCAACCAAUUUCAAAUGUUUUUAAUAACUA